Messenger RNA from Sclerotinia trifoliorum, 1284 nucleotides. The record is from the annotation of a GenBank genome assembly. Lineage: Eukaryota; Fungi; Ascomycota; Leotiomycetes; Helotiales; Sclerotiniaceae.
UAGUUGAAGCUGCCACUCUUGAAACAAUUAAUUGUGAUAAGAUGUUUGAGUUAUCAAUCACAAGUGCUGGGUGUCCAAGGGUCGUUCCUGCUCGAUUUGUCUCUUCCCCUUCUUCCUUUCCUUAAACUGCGUCGCAUUUAAAUAUAAUACCAUCACGUACCAAGACCCUAACUACGAAUGAUCACCAAAAAAAACCUUACACAUCAAAGAAGAGUGUUUAAGAUCAAACCCCAAGCCAAAAUCGGAAAUAUUCAAGUUUACCAUUAAAACAAAAAACAAAGACUUCCAAGAUGUCCCAAACUGCCUCCUCGAGCUCCAUCAACAAUCCUGAAAACGAAACCCAAUCGGAUCAACCUGAAGACACCAACACAGGCGUACCUGUCAAAUACUCAGUUUUCCCAUACCAUGGCCAAGGCGCCCCCAACUUCACCAUCAUCCUUGAAGAAAGACCCGAACCCGGCGACCUCUACACCUUUGGUUCCGUCAACGGCGCAACCGAGAUAUCCGUAUACGACGUUGUGUUCAUGAUUCCAAGCGGUCAGGGCGCCGCCAGGCGCGGUGGCGCCUCAUUCCCACCUCUCGAGUAUGUCACAGCUUGCAACCUACGAGCCACAUUUCUAGCCCUUCCUUCAUCAUUUAUGCGUACUGUUCGCGAGCAGGUCAAGAAAGCUUGGAUUGGAAUGGGGAGACUAGAGAAGAUUAUAUUAUAUGAACCGUGGACGGUUAAUGUAGGACUAAAUCUUCGAGCGCCGGAAGGUUUUGAAUUUUGGGUUGUGAUUGGGAAAGAAAAGUUGCCGGAUCCUCCGAACCAUGGCACGGGAACCUAUGUUGGGGCCUUGUCGUUUUUUGUUAUGAAACGUUUGAUUGAUGGGGUGGUGCAUGUUGAGUUUGUGGCUGCGUUUUUGAAGUGAGAGCAUUUGAGGGGUCUGAUUUAUUCGGAGCUCUAGUGCUACAGGUACUCAAGCAGGCAAAGCCCAGGGCUCUGAUACCAGCAAUAGAGAUGCUCAAGAAAGCAAUGCCGAGGGUUCUGGCACCAGCGGUACAAAUACUCAAGCAAGCAGCGCCUAAUCUAUAAACAUCAAGAAACAAAAGAUAAUACUCCCGGUAUGCCUUUCUUCGCUUCGCUUCAUCUCAGUCCAUCCUCAUUCUUUCCUUAUACCAUAUCAAAGUUCAAGAGUCGAAACUAACCACUCCAAUACCAGAUCGCCAAGAACCUUGAACCUCAAUUAUAUAAAGUUACACCACCACAAAACUAGUAUGCAAAAGCCACAAAUACAUAUAUAU